UCUAGGCAAGCAGAGAGACUAUGGAGACCUAGGGAGGCGCGUGGAUAAUUAGAUAGGCGUGAUUCUCUGUGCGUGUGUUCUCUGCGUUUGCGCACACACGAGAGAGAGCGAGAGAGAGAGAGAGAGAGAGAGAGAGAGAGAGAGAGAGAGAGAGAGAGAGAGAGAGAGAGAGANGCGCACACACGAGAGAGAGAGAGAGAGAGAGAGAGAGAGAGAGAGAGAGAGAGAGAGAGAGAGAGAGAGAGAGAGAGAGAGAGACGGGGCCAGAGGACAAGCGGACAAACUCGUCAUCGAGGAAGGGAACUCAAGGGAUUCCCGACAUGGGUGACAACGGAGAAUCAAGUCAUUUACAGCGAGCACCCUGCAUAGCCAUUGAUUUGGGUACUUCCUCGUGUUCCGUGGGGGUGUGGCUUGAUGGCAGAGUGCAGAUCAUACCGAACGAAAAUGGUAAGUUAUCCACUCCAUCUUAUGUUGCAUUUACGGACACUCAGCGUUUGGUGGGAGAGCAAGCGCAGAAGCAGGCCCUGAGGAAACCAGAGAACGUGUUCUUUGAGGUCAAAAGGCUCAUUGGACGGCGAUGGAAAGAUAUAAGCGAUGAGUGGGUGAAAUCGUGGCCGUUCUCGGUGGGAAAAGCACAGGACUCAGGGGAACUGGGGUUGAGGGUGACGAGCGCUUUCCUGGAGCCGUUUCUUCAGCGUACUGAUCGUCUGCUCACCCCGCAGCAGACUGACGGUGCACGCAAUGGCUCUCAUCCUACCGGCGAUGGCAAGACGGUGGGGUUCCUCGCUCCGGAGGAGAUUACGGCUAUGUUGUUGGCGAAGAUGAAGGCUUGCGCGGAGAGCCAACUGUCCUGCGGCAAGCUGGAGCAAGCAGUCAUCACAGUGCCCACGUACUUCGACGAUCAUCAGAAAGACGCAACGAAGGUGGCGGCCGAGAUAGCAGGAUUCAAUGGGGUGCGACUGGUGCACGAGCCGACUGCGGCCGCAAUAGCCUAUGCUCAGCACAUGGGUUUGUUGUCGCUUGCUGGGCCUCGUGAGGGUUCGAGCAUCAGGAGUGGGCGUAAGUCGGCCAAGGAGACGACCAUAAUGGUCUUCGCUCUCGGCGGCGGAUGCUUGGAUGUGGCGCUGGUGAUCAUAAGCGAAGGGAGAGUGGGAGUGCGUGUCGCUGACGGCGACUCUAAGCUUGGCGGCGCGGACUUCGACAACGUGAUCGUCGAAAUAAUCGAGGAGCAGGCUAAGGGUACCUUUGGCGGGAAAGUGGAUACCAGCAGUCCUCGUCUUCGGCGAAAAAUGAAGGCGGCCAGCGAGAAGGCGAAGCAAGACCUCACCUUGCUGCGCGAGGCGACAAUAGAGAUCGACUCAGUUCGCGGCGACGACGAUCUCUCCUUCGUUCUAACACGGGAGGAAUUCGUGUCCAGCAGCGAGCAUCUGUUUCGCCGAUGCACGGAAGUUGUCCAGCAGGUCUUUCUCAAGGCGGAGAAAUUGGGAAUAACCAAGGAGGCGAUUGACGAGAUGGUGCUGGUGGGUGGAUCGACGCGAAUUCCAGAGCUCAGAGAGAGGUUGCACAAGGCUUUUGGAAAAGUGCCGCGACCUCACUCCCACCAGAACGAGGCCGUCGUGCACGGAGCUGCCCUGUACACCGUUUGUGCGCGCGAGAUCAUUGAAGAAAUCGAUCCGACGCUCGCGGUUAGUUCUGAGGGCGACGAGACUCCUGCCUCACUUCCGACGACGACUGAGGAUUCACGCGGCGAUAUGCGUUCACUGCUAGAUACUUUCAAGGAGCGCGCUAAACUGAUAGAGGAGUACGAAGAGGAUGCUCUCAAGCUGAGCGAGGCUAGGUUUCGGUCGGAGAAAUUCGUGGGUGAAGCGCUGAAGAGGAGCGCAGAGUAUCCGCCGUGGGUGCGGCGGAUCAUCGAAGGGGAAAUCCGAUGUACUACAGAGGGAAUGGACGGGGCGAUGAGCCUAGAAGAGCUUAACUCGCAGUACAAGCAAAUGGCAGACCUGUGCGAGUACGCGUUCGGCGCGAUGUGGAGCAAGUCAUUCUCGAGACGCAAAUUCUUCAUUGCGGAUCGAUGGAUAGGGUGUGACUGUGAACCUCCCGACGUCUGCGACCCCACACAGACGGGCUUGGGCAACCUGAGCAAAGCAAGCGGCUCACUGGUGGGUCCUGAUCUGUGCGACCUAGUCGUCGCACCACCCGUCAAGGAGCUGCUCAAGACCAAGAGAUCGAUCGAAGGUCUUGUCGACGGCGGGCGCAUCGAGAUUGCCGCACCGGGCGGCGUGCAUCCGAUUGACAACGAGACGAGUGCGUCGAGAGUCGCGGACGCACGUCGCACUGGGCGCAGGCUCCCCCUCACGGGUCCUGGAGCGCCCCCGCAAGUCAGGUACAAGGUCUCCGCAGAGAGUUUGAGGAAUCGCGGGAUCCUGUACACGAUAAUCGGAAGAGGGCCGAGCGGUUGGUCAGAAGACAUUCCUCAACAAGUAGCAGCUGCUUUGCGGACAGGGUUGCGUGUCAUCCUGUGCGUCGGAGGCGAGGAGGAGCAGGAGGCAAGCGCGGACGGCAAGCAGCUCAGCCACUCGGCGGGCGGCGCCAUCGGGACUGCCGGCGGAGCAGUCCUUGGCAGCACGUUGGCGAGGGAGAGAGAGAAAUGUAAAGAGCAGCUUGAACAGGUUCUCAGGGAGGUAGGAAAAACUUGGAGGAACGUUGUCGUAGCUUACCAGCCCUCAUGGGAGAGUCAAUUCGAGGGCGAGACCUCGAUCUCGGUGGAGGAGUUCAUGACGGCCGUGGUGGACGGGCACGUGGGCAUAAGGGAGACGCUGAGGAAGAAUGCCAACCGCGAUGUGGCGGAGUCAACGCGGAUCAUCUUUGGCACUUACCCCUUGGAUAGGAUAGGGACUAUCUGGGACGCCCUUUCGAGGCAGAAGGAGAUUGACGGCUUUCUUCUCGAUAGCGGAUUCAGGAGGUCGGAGAUCGUGCACAAGAUCCUUAGGAGGAGAUGGAAAGCAGAGGAAAGCUUCCUCCUCCUCGGCGUUCCCGAGACCCAGGAGGAUGUAGAAACAGGUAACCUGCUAUCGUUGCUGGACAAGGGCGGAGCCAAUCUUCUUGGAUGUGGUGAUGAAUACACACAUCAGCCUUGGUGGUGUUCUCUCGUGGCUUUCCCCACGACAAUAGACAAAAAGCACUGGGUUCGUCCCGAUCAUGUGCCUAUUUUCGAUAAGCACGAUCUGAUCGCGACAAUGAAUAAGCUGUCUCGUCCAGAUCCAGCACCCUCCCCCUCCGCUUCCCCCCCAAGCGCACCCCACCUCAGCCCCCGAACCCCAGAACCACCUCCCGGAACCCCCCGCGCUCUCUUCGACCUCGUCUCCAGAACCUGUCCCGAGCAGGAUACCUAUUCCUUCCCCCUCGAAGGGAGAGUGAUUAUCAACCUCCGCGAGAGAGAUAAGGACAGAAAGAAGCGACCUACAGCGGACACGAUAGCGGCGUGGAUGGCAGAGCUCGACAAGAUCAUCCGAGGGGACGAAUGGCGUCGCUUCGUAAUUGCGUACACGCCCGAGUGGGCAACCGGGUCCGAUUCCGAAGUCCGGCCCGAUCCGGAAGCGAAGCUGUACCAAGACGUGGAGGGUGCGCAUAGCGAGAUCCGCAGCUUGAUUGCACGAAACAAGAAUUACGCAACGGCAGACCAGGUGGCGAUCGUCUGUGAGAUCGAUGGGGCUAGCAGCAUGGAAACGUUGCGGCGCAUCGCGGUAAUGCCGAAUGUGGACGGGCUGAUGCUGGGAUCGUCACUCGUGAAGAAGCUUGCUAAUGUAUGAUCAAGGGCUCAGCGAGGAUGGCCAAGCAACGUCCAUGAAGGCGAGAGCUAAUGCAAGGAGUAGGGCUCUGUGCGGAGCCGACGAGUCGCUCAGGUUUUGCGAUCUCCCGAUGCCCAUAGCGAUAAUUGCAUAAUCUGAUUAUUAUCUUUCUUCUCUUUUCCUCAAUUUGAUUUUAUCUUUCUUCUCUUUUCCUGAAUUUGAUUUUAUCUUUCUUCUCUUUUUCUCAAUUCGACGACAGUCACUCCGAAGCCGAAUAAAAGCCGGGAUUUCCCCCCUCCGUGUACGGGGGAAUGGGCAACCCUCGUGGCCGUACAAGGAUGGCGGUUGAUGAGGACAACGGGCAACCGAGCGUCGGACGUCAGCGGUAUCGUCCAGCUUUGCGUGUAUUUUCUGCGGGGGUUCCGUGUUAGCGGUGCUGUCCAAUAAUAUAUAGUCUUCAUUCUUUCAGUAAUUGUGUUGUGGAUGUUAGGAGGAUAAGAUCCGUACCAAUUGUUAAUGGUACGUUUGGCGGACGGCAAGGCGUGUUCCAGACCGUCGUCUCGAAAUCAAGUUGGUGUUUGUGUGCUUUUCUCUGCUUUUUUUUAUUUUGGGGUGGGGAAGAGGUAAAAUUAUUCUUUUCGAUUCUAUGUCAACCGUUCCCUUCCCUCCCACUUCCUCAGGGGAUUUGAUUUCUAUUUCUACGUGCUGUCGUGGUCGUUAUUGGCGCUGGCAAUACUUAGGCGCAGAGGAUUCUCUGGCGAUAGGGUGACCUGUAUUUCAGACUUGAUUGACGGCAGAGUUCUGAUUGUUGUCGGUCUUCUGCAGGUUCUUUUUUCUCCUUCUCUCCUCGGGGCGUACUCACACUAGUACUUUCUUAAAUGUCUCUGACCGCAUUUAUGGUCUUACUUGUCUCAAUUGUCUGCAUCUGACCCCGACUCCGUCCAGAAAUAAGUUAAAAAGGUGCUAGUGUGAGUAUGCCCUCAAAUGGUUCUCGAUCUCCGAUGGAUGGAGCGGUUGACCUCUCCUGCCUGUUUGAUAAAUGGCUUCACCGCCU
Molecule: messenger RNA, 4842 nt
Organism: Chara braunii
Lineage: Eukaryota; Viridiplantae; Streptophyta; Charophyceae; Charales; Characeae
Source: the annotation of a GenBank genome assembly